This is a messenger RNA of Frankliniella occidentalis (western flower thrips), 1113 nucleotides long. RefSeq names its product RING finger protein 141-like. The transcript is spliced from 5 exons. Gene Ontology annotation, molecular function: metal ion binding. The coding region runs from base 312 to 569 and encodes 85 amino acids. Lineage: Eukaryota; Metazoa; Arthropoda; Insecta; Thysanoptera; Thripidae. The record is from RefSeq and is a predicted model, not a curated record.
GUCAAUUCUAUCCUACUACUUAUUCUUUUGCAGGAUAACAUUGUCGAGAAACAGAAUACUGUACAGCUUUCUAGUCUCGCUGAACUUAAGAAAAAGAUCGACGCAAGAGCUAACAAACAAGAUGAGCAGAGACCAGGAACAUCUACUCUAAGACUAGCACCAAAGAGGAAGGCAGGGUCUGCUCAAAAUGAUCAUAAUGAUCAGGAUGACCCGCCACCAAAACAAACAAAGUGAAGUUUCUUCUAGUUCCUUGUCCAGUGCGCAUGUUUAUAGGUGAACAGCUUGCUUAAGCUACCACUUGCAUUGAGCAAAUGAUGAUUAACUUUAAGAUUUGCAGGCCACAAACAGGCUUACUCUCAGCAGCCGGACCACAAGACAACAGAAACCCAACCGACAAAAAUAAUCAGGAACCCACAGAGGACGAAAUGUGUGCAAUCUGCCUCGGACCGAAGAAAGACAAAAUGACAUUAGACUCAUUUUGUAAAAUUUGUAUCAAAAAGUGGAUUGACUUCGCAGGGAAUUGCCCCAUCUGCAAACGUGAUGUGGACGUUUGCGAAGUUCCUUUCUGACUUGUUUCAAAGUGCAAUUAUCAGUUUCAAUUAUUGUAUUUUUUAAAAUUAUUUUAGACCUUUUAAAAUGGGUUAAUUACCUUGAACUAUUGUUUAGAUGUUGAAGUAUUCGAAUCAAGUAAUGUACAUCUUGAUAUAUUUUUUAAUUGUGCAUUUGCUAAUAUUCAUUUUUGCUAAAAUUUGAUACGUUGAAUUGUAAUUAAAAGUUUAUGGAAACUUUGGAGCGAGUGGAUCUUACUUCAAACCCGCUCCCCCCAUUUCUGCAGUCAGUAAUGGAGAGUUAAUAAAUCAGAACUCGACUCAUGGAUGAACAGAAAGUUAAGCAGAUGGUGACAAAGGAAACAGUAAAAUAGACAUGGGUAUUGUAAUGUAUCCAAACCCCGCUGUCAAUUUACACAUGGACGUUGUGACAGUGAUUCUAUAAUGAGACCUUAAUGCAGAUCUGUAAAUCCCGUACACAAACCUUUUAAUAACAGAACUUAAAUGUCUGUUAUGACAUGCUAUUUAAAACAUGAAGAUGAGUCAAAUUGACCAUUCUGUUGUC